AUGCGUGGAAAGAAACCUCUCAAGAGGAGUGUCCCUGCUGAAGAAAGCAAUGGUACUCCCGAGAUUAAAAAACCUAAAUGUAAGUAUGUGGUCACUCAUAGCUCCCACAACACUGUUGGUGGUUUGGUGCUCACCCUUGGACAAGGUGAUGUGGGUCAGUUGGGCCUUGGAGAAAAUGUGAUGGAACGGAAGAAGCCGGCACUUGUACCGCUUGUAGAACCAAUAGUACAGGCUGAGGCUGGAGGAAUGCACACAGUUUGUCUUGCAGUAUCUGGCAGUAUUUAUACAUUUGGCUGUAAUGAUGAAGGAGCACUAGGUCGGGACACAUCAGAGGAAGGUUCGGAAACAGAACCUGGGAAAGUCCAGCUGCCAGAAAAAGUUGUACAGGUGUCUGCAGGGGAUAGCCAUACUGCUGCAUUGACAGAAGAUGGAAGGGUGUUCCUUUUUGGAUCAUUCAGGGACAACAAUGGUGUUAUUGGGUUACUGGAGCCUUUGAAGAAGAGUAUGGUUCCUGUACAGGUCCAAAUAGAUUCUCCUGUAGUGAAAAUAGCAUCAGGAAAUGACCACCUUGUGAUGCUUACCGCUGAUGGUGAUCUGUAUACAUCCGGGUGUGGCGAACAGGGACAGCUGGGCCGUGUACCGGAGAGAUUUACUAACCGUGGAGGACGCAAGGGCCUAGAGAGACUGCUUAUUCCUCAGUGCAUCCGCCUUAAGGUGAAAGGUUGUGGACGUGUUGCGUUCCGAGAUGUUUUCUGUGGUGCUUAUUUCACGUUUGCUGUGUCACAAGAAGGCCAUGUUUAUGGAUUUGGCCUCUCUAACUACCAUCAGCUGGGCACCAAGACUACUAGCUCAUGCUUUCAACCCAAAAACUUGACCUCUUUCAAAAACUCUACUAAAUCCUGGGUUGGAUUUUCUGGUGGCCAGCAUCAUACUGUGUGUCUUGACUCAGAAGGAAAUGCAUACUGUUUGGGGCGUGCAGAGUAUGGGCGACUUGGCCUUGGAGAGAGCUCUGAAGAGAAAAGUGAACCCACACUGAUACCUGGUCUCCCUAAAAUAGCAUCUGUUGCAUGUGGAGCUUCUGUCAGUUAUGCUGUAUCUAGGGAUGGCCAUGUCUUCUCCUGGGGUAUGGGAACUAACCAGCAGCUUGGUACAGGUAAAGAGGAUGAUGUUUGGAGUCCUUAUAAGAUGACGGGAAAGCAGCUUGAGAACAGAGAUGUGUUGUCUGUGUCCAGUGGAGGUCAACACACUGUCCUAUUGGUGAAAAAUUGCAGCUGA
Molecule: messenger RNA, 1275 nt
Organism: Staurois parvus
Lineage: Eukaryota; Metazoa; Chordata; Amphibia; Anura; Ranidae
Source: the annotation of a GenBank genome assembly